Messenger RNA from Mandrillus leucophaeus (drill), 8478 nucleotides. RefSeq names its product insulin-like growth factor 2 receptor (gene IGF2R). Gene Ontology annotation, molecular function: D-mannose binding; signaling receptor activity. Gene Ontology annotation, biological process: lysosomal transport. Lineage: Eukaryota; Metazoa; Chordata; Mammalia; Primates; Cercopithecidae. The transcript has 49 exons. The record is from RefSeq and is a predicted model, not a curated record. Bases 1 to 7392 code for a protein of 2463 amino acids. Gene Ontology annotation, cellular component: trans-Golgi network.
AUGAAGAAGCAGAUCCCAGGAGUGUCAUCCUUCACAGGGAGGGGUGUGGAAACAUCUUCAAAGCAGGGGCCUUUCUCCUGUGUCCCCCUGAUUGGCGUUUGUGAGGAACCACCGCCUGGCAGUGGCCUCACUGGCGUCGUGGGCCACCCAGCUGAGCUGACAGCCGUACCCCAACAGGGCUACUAUGGCUCCUCCAUUGCUGAAACUAGUUCAGGUUAUACAUGGGAAGCUGUUGAUACCAAAAAUAAUGUACUUUAUAAAAUCAACAUCUGCGGAAGUGUGGAUGUUGUCCAGUGCGGGCCAUCAAGUGCUGUUUGUAUGCACGACUUGAAGACACACACUUAUCAUUCAGUGGGUGACUCUGUUUUGAGAAGUGCAACCAGAUCUCUCCUGGAAUUCAACACAACAGUGAGCUGUGACCGGCCAGGCACAAAUCACAGAGUCCAGAGCAGCAUUGCCUUCCUGUGUGGGAAAACCCUGGGAACUCCUGAAUUUGUAACCGCAACAGAAUGUGUGCACUACUUUGAGUGGAGGACCACUGCAGCCUGCAAGAAAGACAUAUUUAAAGCAAAAAAGGAGGUGCCGUGCUAUGUGUUUGAUGAAGAGUUGAGGAAGCAUGAUCUCAAUCCUCUGAUCAAGCUUAGUGGUGCCUACUUGGUGGAUGACUCCGAUCCGGACACUUCUCUAUUCAUCAAUGUUUGUAGAGACAUAGACACACUUCGAGACCCAGGUUCACAGCUGCGGGCCUGUCCCCCUGGCACUGCCGCCUGCCUGGUAAGAGGAGACCAGGCGUUCAAUGUUGGCCAGCCCCAGGAAGGACUGAAGCUGGUGCGCAAGGACAGGCUUGUCCUGAGUUACGUGAGGGAAGAGGCAGGAGAGCUAGACUUUUGUGACGGUCACAGCCCCGCAGUGACUAUUACGUUUGUUUGCCCGUCGGAGCGGAGAGAGGGCACCAUUCCCAAACUCACUGCUAAAUCCAACUGCCGCUAUGAAGUUGAGUGGAUUACUGAGUAUGCCUGCCACAGAGAUUACCUGGAAAGCAAAACUUGUUCUCUGAGCGGUGAGCAGCAGGACGUCUCCAUAGACCUCACACCACUUGCCCAGAGCGGAGGUUUGCCCUAUAGUUCAGAUGGAAAAGAAUAUUUGUUUUAUUUGAAUGUCUGUGGAGAAACUGAAACACAGUUCUGUAAUAAAAAGCAAGCUGCGGUUUGCCAAGUGAAAAAGAACAAUACGUCUCAAGUCAAAGCAGCAGGAAGAUACCAGAAUCAGACCCUCCGAUAUUCGGAUGGAGACCUCACCUUGAUAUAUUUUGGAGGCGAUGAAUGCAGCUCAGGGUUUCAGCGGAUGAGCGUCAUAAACUUUGAGUGCAAUAAAACCGCAGGUAACGAUGGGAAAGGAAGUCCUGUAUUCACAGGAGAGGUUGACUGCACCUACUUCUUCACAUGGGACACGAAAUACGCCUGUGUUAAGGAGAAGGAAGACCUUCUCUGCGGUGCUGUCGACGGGAAGAAGCGCUACGACCUGUCCGCGCUGGUCCGCCACGCAGAACCAGAGCAGAAUUGGGAAGCCGUGGAUGGCAGCCAGACGGACACAGAGAAGAAGCAUUUUUUCGUUAAUAUCUGUCACAGAGUGCUGCAGGCAGACAAGGCGCGAGGGUGCCCCGAGGAUGCGGCAGCGUGCGCAGUGGAUAAGAAUGGAAGUAAAAAUCUGGGAAAAUUUAUUUCUUCGCCCACAAAAGAGAAAGGCAACAUUCAACUCUCUUAUUCAGAUGGUGAUGAUUGUGGUCAUGGCAAGAAAAUAAGAACUAAUAUCACACUUGUAUGCAAGCCAGGUGAUCUGGAAAGUGCGCCAGUGUUGAGAACUUCUGGGGAAGGCGGUUGCUUUUAUGAGUUUGAGUGGCACACAGCGGCGGCCUGUGUGCUGUCGAAGACAGAAGGGGAGAACUGCACGGUCUUUGACUCCCAGGCAGGGUUUUCUUUUGACUUAUCACCUCUCACAAAGAAAAAUGGUGCCUAUAAAGUUGAGACAAAGAAGUAUGACUUUUAUAUAAAUGUGUGUGGCCCAGUGUCUGUGAGCCCCUGUCAGCCAGACUCAGGAGCCUGCCAGGUGGCAAAAAGUGACGAGAAGACUUGGAACUUGGGACUGAGUAAUGCGAAGCUUUCGUAUUAUGAUGGGAUGAUCCAACUGAACUACAGAGGCGGCACGCCUUAUAACAACGAAAGACACACACCGAGAGCUACGCUCAUCACCUUUCUCUGUGAUCGAGACGCCGGGGUGGGCUUCCCUGAAUAUCAGGAAGAGGAUAACUCCACCUACAACUUCCGGUGGUACACCAGCUAUGCCUGCCCGGAGGAGCCCCUGGAAUGCGUGGUGACCGACCCCUCCACACUGGAGCAGUACGACCUCUCCAGUCUGGCAAAAUCUGAAGGUGGCCCUGGAGGAAACUGGUACGCCAUGGACAACUCAGGGGAACAUGUCACGUGGAGGAAAUACUACAUUAACGUGUGUCGGCCUCUGAAUCCAGUGCCGGGCUGCAACCGGUAUGCAUCGGCUUGCCAGAUGAAGUAUGAAAAAGAUCAGGGCUCCUUCACUGAAGUGGUUUCCAUCAGUAACUUGGGAAUGGCAAAGACUGGCCCGACGAUUGAGGACAGCGGCAGCCUCCUUCUGGAAUACGUGAAUGGAUCGACCUGCACCACCAGCGACGGCAGACAGACCACAUACACCACGAGGAUCCAUCUCGUCUGCUCCAGGGGCAGGCUGAACAGCCACCCCAUCUUUUCUCUCAACUGGGAGUGUGUGGUCACUUUCCUGUGGAACACAGAGGCUGCCUGUCCCAUCCAGACAGCAACGGAUACAGACCAGGCUUGCUCUAUAAAGGAUCCCAACAGUGGAUUUGUGUUUAAUCUUAACCCGCUAAACAGUUCGCAAGGAUAUGUGUUCUUCAACAUUGGGAAGACUUUUGUGUUUAAUAUCUGCGGCACAAUGCCUGUCUGUGGGACCAUCCAGGGAAAACCUGCUUCUGGCUGUGAGGCAGAAACCCAAACUGAAGAUCUCCAGAAUCUGAAGCCAGAAAGGGCAGUGGGAAUUGAGAAAAGCCUCCAGCUGUCUACAGAGGGCUUCAUCACUCUGACCUACAAAGGGCCUGUCUCUGCCAAAGCGUGGUUUUUUGUUGUUUCAGACCCGGCUGGAAAUGAGUAUGACCUGAGUGGCUUAAGCAUGGUCAGGAAGCCUUGGACGGCUGUCGACACCUCUGUCGAUGGGAGGAAGAGGACUUUCUAUUUGAGCGUCUGCAGUCCCCUCCCUGACAUUCCUGGAUGCCAUGGCAGCGCAAUGGGGUCUUGCUUAGUGUCAGAAGUCAAUAACUGGAACCUGGGUGUGGUGCAGAUGAGUCCCCAAGCUGCGGCGAAUGGAUCUUUGAGCAUCAUGUAUGUCAACGGUGACAAGUGUGGGAACCAGCGCUUCUCCACCAGGAUCACGUUUGAGUGUGCUCAGAUAUCGGGCUCACCAACGUUUCAGCUUCAGGAUGGCUGUGAGUACGUGUUUAUCUGGAGAACUGUGGAAGCCUGUCCCAUUGUCAGAGUGGAAGGAGACAACUGUGAGGUGAAAGACCCAAGGCAUGGCAACUUGUAUGACCUGAAGCCCCUGGGCCUCAAUGACACCAUCGUGAGUGCCGGCGAAUACACCUAUUACUUCCGGGUCUGUGGGAAGCUUUCCUCAGACGUCUGCCCCACAAGUGACAAGUCCAGGGUGGUCUCCUCGUGUCAGGAAAAGCGGGAACCGCAGGGAUUUCACAAAGUGGCAGGUCUCCUGACUCAGAAGCUAACUUAUGAAAAUGGCUUGUUAAAAAUGAACUUCACUGGGGGGGACACUUGCCAUAAGGUUUAUCAGCGCUCCACAGCCAUCUUCUUCUACUGUGACCGCAGCACCCAGCAGCCAGUGUUUCUAAAGGAGACUUCAGAUUGUUCCUACUUGUUUGAGUGGCGAACGCAGUAUGCCUGCCCACCUUUCGAUGUGACUGAAUGUUCAUUCAAAGAUGGAACUGGCAACUCCUUCGACCUCUCGUCCCUGUCAAGGUACAGUGAGAACUGGGAAGCCAUCACUGCAACGGGAGACCCGGAGCACUACCUCAUCAAUGUCUGCAAGUCUCUGGCCCCGCAUGGCGGCACUGAGCCAUGCCCUCCAGAAGCAGCCGCGUGUCUGCUGGGUAGCUCCAAGCCCGUGAACCUCGGCAGGGUAAGGGACGGACCUCAGUGGAGAGAUGGCGUAAUUGUCCUGAAAUACGUCGAUGGCGACUUAUGUCCAGACGGGAUUCGGAAAAAGUCAACCACCAUCCGAUUCACCUGCAACGAGAACCAGGUGAACUCCAGGCCCAUGUUCAUCAGCGCGGUGGAGGACUGUGAGUACACCUUCGCCUGGCCCACGGCCACAGCCUGUCCUGUGCAGAACAACGAGCAUGACGACUGCCAGGUCACCAACCCAAGCACAGGACACCUGUUUGAUCUGACCUCCUUAAGUGGAAGGGCGGGAUUCACAGCUGCUUACAGCGAGAAGGGGCUGGUCUACAUGAGCAUCUGUGGGGAGAAUGAAAACUGCCCUCCUGGCGUGGGGGCCUGCUUUGGACAGACCAGGAUCAGCGUGGGCAAGGCCAGCAAGAGGCUGAGAUACGUGGACCAGGUCCUGCAGCUGGUGUACAAGGACGGGUCCCCUUGUCCCUCCAAAUCCGGCCUGACCUAUAAGAGCGUGAUCAGUUUCGUGUGCAGGCCUGAGGCCGGGCCAACCAAUAGGCCCAUGCUUAUCUCCCUGGACAAGCAGACGUGCACUCUCUUCUUCUCCUGGCACACGCCACUGGCCUGUGAGCAAGCGACGGAAUGUUCCGUGAGGAAUGGAAGCUCUAUUGUUGACUUGUCUCCUCUCAUUCAUCGCACGGGUGGUUAUGAGGCUUAUGAUGAGAGUGAGGAUGACGCCUCCGAUACCAACCCUGAUUUCUACAUCAAUAUUUGUCAGCCACUAAAUCCCAUGCACGGAGUGCCUUGUCCUGCUGGAGCCGCUGUGUGCAAAGUUCCUAUUGAUGGUCCCCCCAUAGAUAUCGGCCGGGUCGCAGGACCACCAAUACUCAAUCCGGUAGCGAAUGAGAUUUACUUGAAUUUUGAAAGCAGUACUCCUUGCUUAGCGGACAAGCAUUUCAACUACACCUCGCUCAUCGCAUUUCACUGUAAGAGAGGCGUGAGCAUGGGAACGCCUAAGCUGUUAAGGACCAGCGAGUGCGACUUUGUGUUCGAAUGGGAGACUCCGGUCGUCUGUCCUGAUGAAGUGAGGACGGAGGGCUGUGCCCUGACGGAUGAGCAGCUCCUCUACAGCUUCAACUUGUCCAGCCUCUCCACGAGCACCUUUAAGGUGACUCGAGACUCACGCACCUACAGCGUUGGGGUGUGCACCGCUGCGGCCGGGCCAGAACAAGGAGGCUGUAAGGAUGGAGGAGUCUGUCUGCUCUCGGGCACCAAGGGGGCAUCCUUUGGACGGCUGCAGUCAAUGAAACUGGAUUACCGGCACCAGGAUGAAGCUGUCGUUUUAAGUUAUGUGAAUGGUGAUCGUUGCCCUCCAGAAACUGAUGAAGGCAUCCCCUGUGUCUUCCCCUUCACAUUCAACGGGAAGAGCUACGAGGAGUGUGUCAUAGAGAGCAGGGCAAAGCUGUGGUGUAGCACAACUGCGGACUACGACAGAGAUCAUGAGUGGGGCUUCUGCAGACACUCAAACAGCCACCGGACAUCCAGCAUCAUAUUUAAGUGUGAUGAAGAUGAGGACAUUGGGAGGCCACAAGUCUUCAGUGAAGUGCGUGGGUGUGAUGUGACAUUUGAAUGGAAAACAAAAGUUGUUUGCCCUCCGAAGAAGAUGGAGUGCAAAUUCAUCCAGAAACACAAAACCUACGACCUGCGGCUGCUCUCCUCUCUCACCGGGUCCUGGUCCCUGGUCCACGACGGAGUCUCGUACUAUAUAAAUCUGUGCCAGAGAAUAUAUAAAGGACCCCUGGGCUGCUCUGAAAGGGCCAGCAUUUGCAGAAGGAGCACAACUGGUGACGUCCAGGUCCUGGGACUCGUUCACACGCAGAAGCUGGACGUCAUAGGUGACAAGGUGGUUGUCAUGUACUCCAGAGGUUAUCCAUGUGGUGGAAAUAAGACCGCAUCCUCCGUGAUAGAAUUGACCUGUACAAAGACGGUGGGCAGACCUGCAUUCAAGAGGUUUGAUAUCGACAGCUGCACUUACUACUUCAGCUGGGACUCCCGGGCUGCCUGCGCCGUGAAGCCUCAGGAGGUGCAGAUGGUGAAUGGGACCAUCACCAACCCUAUAAAUGGCAAGAGCUUCAGCCUCGGAGAUAUUUAUUUUAAGCUGUUCAGAGCCUCUGGGGACAUGAGGACCAAUGGGGACAACUACCUGUAUGAGAUCCAGCUUUCCUCCAUCACGAGCUCCAGAAACCCGGCGUGCUCUGGAGCCAACAUCUGCCAGGUGAAGCCCGACGAUCAGCACUUCAGCCGGAAAGUCGGCACCUCUGACAAGACCAAGUACUACCUACAAGACGGCGAUCUUGAUGUCGUGUUUGCCUCUUCCUCUAAAUGCGGAAAGGAUAAGACCAAGUCUGUUUCUUCCACCAUCUUCUUCCACUGUGACCCUCUGGUGGAGGACGGGAUCCCCGAGUUCAGUCACGAGACUGCUGACUGCCAGUACCUCUUCUCUUGGUACACCUCAGCAGUGUGUCCUCUGGGGGUGGGCUUUGACAGCGAGAAUCCUGGGGACGACGAGCAGGUGCACAAGGGGCUGUCGGAGCGGAGCCAGGCGGUCGGCGCGGUGCUCAGCCUGCUGCUGGUGGCACUCACCGGCUGCCUGCUGGCCCUCCUGCUCUACAAGAAGGAGAGGAGGGAAACAGUGAUAAGUAAGCUGACCACUUGCUGCAGGAGAAGUUCCAACGUGUCCUACAAAUACUCAAAGGUGAACAAGGAAGAAGAGACAGAUGAGAACGAAACAGAGUGGCUGAUGGAAGAGAUCCAGCUGCCUUCUCCACGGCAGGGAAAGGAAGGGCAGGAGAACGGCCAUAUUACCACCAAGUCUGUGAAAGCCCUCAGCUCCCUGCAUGGGGAUGACCAGGACAGUGAGGAUGAGGUUCUGACCAUCCCAGAGGUGAAAGUUCACUCGGGCAGGGGAGCUGGGGCAGAGAGCUCCCACCCGGUGAGAAACCCACAGAGCAGCGCCCUUCAGGAGCGUGAGGACGAUAGGGCAGGGCUGGUCAGGGGUGAGAAGGCGAGGAAAGGGAAGUCCAGGUCUGCACAGCAGAAGACAGUGAGCUCCACCAAGCUGGUGUCCUUCCAUGACGACAGCGACGAGGACCUCUUACACAUCUGACUCCGCAGUGCCUGCAGGGGAGCACGGAGCCGCGGGACAGCCAAGCACCUCCAACCAAAUAAGACUUCCACUCAAUGAUGCUUCUAUAAUUUUGCCUUUAACAAAAACUUUCAAAAGGGAAGAGUUUUCGUGAUGGGGGAGAGGGUGAAGGAGGUCAGGCCCCACUCCUUCCUCAUUGUUUACAGUCAUUGGAAUAAGGCGUGGCUCAGAUCCGCCACAGGGCGGUACCCUGUGCCCAGGGUUUUACCCCAAGUCCUCAUUUAAAAAUGUAAGACCAGACGCAUCUCAAAACAGAGGGCUGCAUUCUAAGAAACCCUUGCUGCUUUAGGCCCAAUAGGGUGUUUGACCCCAGUAUAUUUUAGCAUUUUAAUUCUCUCCCCCUAUUUAUUGACUUUGACAAUUACUCAGGUUUGAGAAAAAGGAAAAAAAGAAAACAGCCACCGUUUCUUCCUGCCGGCAGGGGUGUAAUGCACCGGUUUGUCCAUCCUGAGACGGCGAGGGACAGUUUCCGGUGGGAUUUUGAACUGGUCAUUGGUGUGUCCCCUGAGUUGCAGCUCAUUCUGUCUCUUUUCUCUUUCGCUUUCUGUUUCUUAAGGGCACACACGUGCGUGCGCGCACACACACACAUACGUGCACAGGGUCCCUGAGUGCCUAGGUUUUGGAGAGUGCGCCUGUUCCAUGCCUUUAGUCAGGAAUGGCUGCAGCUUUUUGCAUGACAUCUUCAAGCCUGGGCGUACAGAGCACAUUUGUCAGUAUUUCUUUCACCGGCUGGUGAAUUCAAACAGCCUGCCCAAAGAUUGAUUUGUGUGUUUGUGUGUGUGUGUGUUUGAGUAGAGUUGAGGUGUCAGAGAAAAUGAACUUUUCCAGAUUUGGGGUGUAGGUCUCAUCUCUUCAGGUUCUCAUGAUACCACCUUUACUGUGCUUAUUUUUUUAAGAAAAAAGUGUUGAUCAACCAUUCGACCUAUAAGAAGCCUUAAUUUGCACAGUGUGUGACUUACAGAAACUGCAUGAAAAAUCACGGGCCAGAGCCUCGGGCCUAGCGUUGCACUUGGCCUCAUGCUGGAGGGAGGCCGGGUGGGCACGGCG